AUGGCUUCUGGACUCAAACUGUUGAUCAGCCUUGGGAAUAUCAACCAAUCACAUCAAGCAUAUUCCCAUGAUGAGAUUGUUAAGAAGCCAAUAUACAAUUUCAGCAAUUCAAGAUCAGAUGUAGUUGUGAUCAAUGGUGACAUAAGAAUCCAUGGCAAAUCAUCCACCAUCUUCAUAGCCUCAAGCUCAGAGAGGGGCCUCCAUUCUUGGACCUUAAUGCCUUAUCCUCGGAAAGCAGAUGUUUCUGCAAUGCAGCGUGUCCGGAAUUGGACCAUGAAAUUUCAGGUGGCCGCAAAACUUCCAGAUUGCAUUCGAAAGUUCAGCAUCCCGGCUGUUCUAUUCUCCACCGGUGGAUUCUCCGGCAACCCUUACCAUGACUUCAGUGACUUGCUCAUUCCACUCUACUUGACCGCCCGACCGUUCAAUCAAACGCUGCUCUUUCUUGUAACUGACAGCCAUCGUUCCUGGAUUUCCAAGUUCAAACCAAUACUAGAAAGACUUUCGAAACAUGAUGUCAUAAACAUUGACAAAAGAGACCAAGUUCUAUGCUUUGCAAGAACGACAAUUGGACUGAAAGCCCAUGAUGAAGAGCUUAGUCUUAAUCCUUCCCAAUUCCCAUACUAUUCAAUCAAGCACUUCAGACAGUUCCUGCAAACCACAUACUCCUUAGAGAGAACAUCGAUAAACGACAGGUUAAGAAGUACUAGGCCUCGGAUGCUUAUCAUUUCCCGAAAAAACACUCGGGUUUUCAAGAAUGAAGGAGAAGUAGCUAAACUGGGCAAGAACUUGGGAUUUGAUGUUGUGGUGGGAGAUAUUCCAUGCAACAUGGGCAUAGUUGCAAAAUUUGUCAACUCUUUGGACGUGAUGGUGGGAGUGCAUGGAGCUGGGCUUACCAACAUGGUUUUCCUUCCUGACAAUGCAGUCCUGAUCCAGAUCAUACCCUUGGGGUUGGAGUCAUCGGCCAAACGUUACUACGAAUUUCCGACAAAAGAAAUGACAUUGAGGUACUUAGGGUACAAGGUGAGUGUGAAUGAGAGCUCUUUGUUUGGGAAAUAUCCAGCUGAUAGUGAAGUGUACAGAGAUCCUGGUGCAGUUAGAAGCAGAGGGUAUCUUCGUUUUCGAUCUAUAUAUAUGGAUAAUCAAGACGUAAAUAUUGAUCUUGCUAGAUUUAAGGACACCCUUUUAAACGCCUUACAGCUUGUCCGAAAUUAA
This is a messenger RNA of Sesamum indicum (sesame), 1212 nucleotides long. NCBI's taxonomy places the organism in Eukaryota, Viridiplantae, Streptophyta, Magnoliopsida, Lamiales, Pedaliaceae. The record is from RefSeq and is a predicted model, not a curated record.